Colletotrichum destructivum is the source of this 3102-nucleotide messenger RNA. RefSeq lists its product as uncharacterized. The record is from RefSeq and is a predicted model, not a curated record. The transcript has 2 exons. Lineage: Eukaryota; Fungi; Ascomycota; Sordariomycetes; Glomerellales; Glomerellaceae. The coding region runs from base 1 to 3102 and encodes 1033 amino acids.
AUGGAUAUGAUGGACUACAACAUGACAUCAUCUCACCCUCAAGAAGACACGAUGAAAGAGUCGAAGACACAACUGCCGCCGCCUCCUCCAACAAGGUAUGGCACGUUGACGAACUUCUGUAUAGGAUUCUUGAUGGUCUUUUCCAUCUUCAGCAUCGGCAGAGAAGUAAAAAACGAACUAUACCCAAAGCCUAACUUGAUCAGUCGGUCGACGACCGGUCGGGACUUGGGAUCAUGGGGCCAGGCUCUCGAUUCCAUCGUGACCCCCGAUACCGUCGAAGCCAUCGGCAACGACCCCAGGCUGAGGCGGACACUCAUGUCCAUGGUCGACUUCACCGUCGAAUUUUCUGACCAGCUCGUUGCCCGCUACGAAUCACCGCAGCUGCAGGAGACGAGGGAGGCUCUGCAAGAGUACAAGGAGAAGAUUAAAAGGAGUCUUGGGAGCCUUGAGGAGACCGAUAACGAGGGCGAUGGCGGAUCCAAGAUCAAGAGGCGACAAUUCCCAACCUUUGGGGGUUUAUUUGGCGCAGCAGCACCAUCAGCAGCACCCGGAGGCGGCACUGGAAAUGGUGGUGGUGGCGGCGGCGGCGGCGGUCUUCCCAACCCCCUGGGCCUUCCUCUUCCCGGUGCCCCUGCUACACCUGGCAGUGCACCCGGAGGCGGUGGCAGCCCUCUCGGACUCCCCGGCCUCCCCGGCUUACCGACCCCAGGAAGCGGCGGCGGUGAUGCCGGUGGGGGCGGAAACCCCCUCAGAGGACUGCUCCCUGGAGCAGGCGGAGGAAACAUGUCCGCCGGAAUCCUCAGCGGGCUUCUUCAGCCCCUGACCGACGGCCUCAAGAACGUCGGAAACCAGCUGGUCUCCAACCUCAACGGGCCCGGCAUGUUCCUGGGAAUCGGCAUCGGUGCGGGCGCAGCCCAGGGGCUAAACCUGUCGACGCAGGCCAAGACGAUGGAGGUCGCGUCCAAGGUGGCUGCCGACAACAACAUGGAGGCCACCGGCCUCAACCCGGCGAUCCAGAACCUGGGCGUCGGCCUCACGUCGACGCUUCUGGGCGCCGUCGACUUCUCGACGCUGGGCGGUAACGUCACGAACCAACUGCAACCCAUAGCCCUCUCGCUCGCAACCGGGCUUGGGAACGGCACCGUCGCCGGCCUCAAGCUGAAUCCCAACGCGGCGAAUCUCGAGCCCGUCAACGACUCGAGCAUCCCCAACGUCAUCGGGACCUUCGGCUUCGGCCUCACCAAGACGGUGGUGUCCAACAUCAACACCGACCAGCUCUUCAAGCAGACCAACAACACCGACACCAUCCGCCAGAUCAUGCGCAUUCUCCCGGCCGCCGCCUCGGGCUUCGGCAAGGGUCUGGGCCAGGGCGCCACCGUCGGCCUCGGCCUGCAGCCGGACGCGGCGGUGCCCAUGCAGCAGAUGCCCGACGGGUCCAUCGACUUUGGAGGCAUCUCGCAGACGUUCGCCAAGGGCCUUACGAGCAGUUUCCUGCAGAACGGCACGGCGGGCGAGCUGCUCAACCGGGUGGGCGGCGCAGUCAAGUCGAACGCGGAAGCCGGCGGCGGCGGGAUCCCGUCGACCAUCAACUUCAACGGCCAGCAGAUCGAGGUCGGCAAGGUCGCCCAGGGCUUCGCGCGCGGCUUCCUCCAGGGCGCAAGCGACUCGAUUCAGAGCAUGGGCGGUGUGCGGUCGCUGUUCGAGGGCAACGCCACGAUGCCCACGGGCGUGAUGCCCGACUCCAAGGUCCAGUUCAACGACUCGCUCGGUGGCGCCGCCAGCGGUUUCGGCGUUGGUAUCGGCGGACAAGGCGUCCUGAUCGUCUACGGGCUGGUCAAGAACCCGCGCGGGACCCCUCUGCCCGCCGCCGCAAACGCCCCGGCAGCACCGGCAUCGGCCCCGGCCCCGGCCGGAGGCGGCCCCACUCAGCGCCGGGACAUGGAGCUCAUCCCCCGGCAGAACCCUCCGCCCAUCGUCUCCGUCAACACGACCGACGGCUUCAACCUCUCCGUCGUCAUCAACGCGCAGACCAUCUCAAUGGCCGCCCAGACCGGCGUCAACACACUCACCUGUCAGGGCAUCGGCGGCCUGGGGCUCAUCGGCUUCGGCCUGAUCCGCAGCAAGACCAUCGCCCUCGACAUGGUCACCAGCAGCAGCAACACCACCAAGGUUAUCAAGCAGAUUAUACCGACGGGCACGAUCAGGAUCGCCAACGAGGGCCAUACCUACGCCAUCGACGGCGGCGUGAUUCGCGACGCCCUGGGCAACAACAUACUCGGCGCCGCGGGUGGCAUCGAAAUCAACGGGUUCAAGCUGCCGGCGUGGAUUGCGUUCCUCAUCAUCCACAUCCUCUUCGCUAUUGUCGCAUAUGCCAAUGUCCUCCCCCUGGCCCUCGGCCUCGAGCACCUGCGCAACCUCCUCCUGCGCAUCAACGUGCCCCAGGUGCUGCCGAACGUCCAUAAGUGGAACAACAUCAUGUGGCUCUUCGUCAUGGGGCCCUCCGUCGUGGUCGUUUUCAUCUUUGGCGUGCUCGUCACCGCAAAGUCGGCACACUUCCGCACCGCUCAUGGGGUAAGUCCGCCGCUUACUCUCUACCGUAACGACCGUCCCGUAAACUCACAAUACUCUUCACAGAUCAUCAGCCUUUUGACGACUCUCAUCGGCUUAGGUGCAUUCCUCCUCCACCUCGCCAUCAAAGCCCGCGCCCCGCCCCAACUCCCCAACUCUUCCCGCUCGCCGGCGCCGGCGCCAAUGCCGCUUCUGAGCCUGCCCAACAUCCGCGUCAUGGCGAACCAGCUGUUCCUCAUCAUGUCUUUUGCCUCGGUCAUCACCGGCUUCUCGAGCCUGAGUUCCGUCGCGUUGUGCUUUACACAGGUUGUCCCCUUCGACCUGGCGCUCGUCAUUGGCUUCAGUCUGUUCACGGUCUUUGUUCUGGGAUGGUCGAUUUCAGGACUGGAUAUUGCUCUUGUGGUGCGUGACUUCUGGCAGAGAAGAAAGGGCACCAAAGGUGCGUCUUCUGGUGCGGCCGAAAGGGGCGGUGUCUUGCAGGGUAAGAUCUCACCGCCCAAGAUAGUGGACGGCGAGAAGGGCAACUUUGCGUAG